Molecule: messenger RNA, 1764 nt
Organism: Rubroshorea leprosula
Lineage: Eukaryota; Viridiplantae; Streptophyta; Magnoliopsida; Malvales; Dipterocarpaceae
Source: the annotation of a GenBank genome assembly
AAGCAAGAGUAGGAGAAAGCAAGAGAAAUUAAGUGAGAGCUCUUGUGAGAGAAAAGAAAGAGAGAAAUUGUGAGAAAUCCUUGUGUAGAUUAAGAGGGAGUAUUAAUGAGAAUUUGGGAGUUUCUAUACCUUGAAGCUAGGGUGUUGAGUGCUUCUUGAGUGAGAGAACUUUCAAAUUAUUGUACUUUUUUUUCUUAAUAGUGGAUUUAUUUCUCUUUUUCCCGUGGACGUAGACUUGUUGAGAGGUGUACAAGUCGAACCACGUUAAAUUAUUGUCUUGAUUUCUUUAUCGCUUCCGUUUGUGUGGGAUUGUGGUGCUCGAAAUUCCCAACAAGUAGUAUCAGAGCUAUUGGUAGAGCUCCUGGUGUUGUGGCGAAAUGCAAACUGAAGCCAUGGAGUAUUCAAUUGAGCUAUUUGAUGGCAAAAAUGACUUUACUCUAUGGCAAAGCACUGUGAAGGAUGUCCUUACUUGUCAAGGACUUGAUGCAGCUUUAGAAGGGACCAAGCCAGCUGAGGUGAGGGAUAGUGAUUGGAGUACUAUCCAAAAGAAGGCAGCAAGUCAAAUUCGGCUAGCGCUUGCACCGGAGGUGAAAUACAACGUCCUUUCAGAGACUACUCCAAUAGGCAUGUGGAGAAAGCUUGAAGAGAUACAUGCUUCAAAAUCUUUAACCAAUCGAUUGUGUUUAAAGAUGAAGCUAUAUCAAUUGAAGAUGGCAAAAGGCACUAAUAUUCACAGGCACUUAUCUGAUUUCAACAUGAUGGUGAAAGAAGUAGUGAAUGCCAGGGAUGUUCUAGAAGAAGAGGAAAAAGCUUUGCUUUUACUUGCAUCCUUUCCAAAGUCUUACAAAUCCCUAGUGCAGAGCAUGCUAGUGGGUAAGACUACCUUGGUGAUGAAAGAUGUCACAUCCAUGUUGUUGGAGAAUGAUAAGUUUCUUGGGGAGGAUGAUGGUGUCAAUCAAACUAAUGCUUUAGUGAUGGAGCACUCUUGGGGAAGAUCCAAUGGACGUGGAGGUGGAGGAAAUCGAGAAAGGUCGAAAUCCAGACCUAAGAAGGAUUAUGGUAAAGUGCAGUGUUUUUAUUGUGGUGAAUUGAGUCACAAACAGUAUAAAUGCCCAAAGUUUAAGGAGGACUUUUCUAAUAUGAAAAUAUUGAUGAAAAGUCAAGAAACCAAGGGUAAGGGGGAGGCUAAUAUUGUUGAAGAAAAUAUGGUUGAAGUAUUAGCUUGUGAAGAGUGUGAUCCUGAAGUGGAGCAAAACAAUCAAAGAUGGAUUUUGGACUCCGCUGCAACCAUGCAUGUGUGCAAUAAUCCUUCAGAAUUUGGGAGUUUGGUUCGGGGGGAGCUUGGCAAAAUAACAGUGGCUACCAGCGAGAAGGUGAAUAUUGAAGGCAUAAGAGAUGUUUGUCUCAAUGUUCACAAUAGGAGAGCCAAGAUUCUCAAGAAUGAUAUGUGCCCAAGUGUUCAAGCAACAUUAUUGCUUUGAGAAGAAGGCGUCAUUACUCAGUAUUCAACAUUUUGCUGGGCUCUUUUGGUGUUUCUAAACAAGGUUGUGCCAAAUCUCCAUGGCAAAAUUUUCUGAUGAGGAUAAUAAAAUCAGGUCAGCGGUUUUGCAAGCUUUGGUCAAAUUUGUCCCUUAGUUAGCCUAGCCUAGGUGUGUGAUUAAGAACCACGAGUGGAGGAGAGGGGCAAAACUGAACAAAUUGAGCAAAAAGGUGUUGUUUCCUCAAAAUUCCUCACGUGGCUUCGCACAUGUGAAAUUUGAAUGC